GCAAGAAUCUUUCUAGAAGGACGCUUCAUGCAUAUCGGCGGAUAAGAAGCGCCUCAUUGAAAGCAAAGUUCGUUUUCAUCACGUCAACUAAAAACUGCAGAAGGUUGUUUACCGAGGUUUCUUUAAGGCAGCGAUGGACAUCAAUGAACUGAUCGCCGGUCUUGAGAGUGAUCUUAAAGAGAUCGCGAGUCUGCUGGAGAAGUGUGAGCGCCAGCGCGUGCGGGACGUGUUAACGCGAGAGCAGAAGGAGAUCGAGAAAGAGCUGGCACAGAAGCGACAGCAGAAACUGCAGCAAGCCAAGAAAGACUCUGCGGACAAAACUGACACACUCAAAGGAUACGCAGUCAAAAUUAAUAAUUACGGAUGGGACCAGUCUGACAAAUUCGUCAAAAUCUACAUCACACUAAAAGGUGUACAUACUAUUCCAGCUGAAAAUGUUGAGACCAGCUUUACAGAGAGAAGCUUCAAUCUUCUAGUCAAAGAUCUGGAUGGGAAGAACCAUCAAAUGGCAAUCAACAACCUUUUAUAUCCUAUUAUUGUAGCAGAGAGUAGUAGAAAGAUAAAAACAGACAUGGUCCUCGUUAUGUGCAAGAAGCAGUCAACAAAAAAGUGGGACUGUUUGACACAAGUAGAAAAACAGUCUAAGGAGAAAGACCAACCCAACAUGAAUGAGAACACUGAUCCAUGUAAGGGCCUGAUGAAUGUGCUGAAGAAGAUCUACACCGAUGGAGAUGAUGAGAUGAAACGCACUAUCAACAAGGCUUGGGUUGAGUCUCAGGAGAACAAGGCCAAAGCAGAUGACUUUGACUUGUAAACCAGCUAACUGGCGUGCUUUCAAAGUGAAACACCCAAAUUCAGCUGUUGCAUACACGCCAUUCCGUCAGAUUAUUUUAUUUAUUUUUGUACUUUUUUCACGUUUAAAUGCAGCUGUUAGUGAACUUUUGUUUUUUGUAAAGUGUUUCCGAUCCCACUCUUAGUUUCACAACGUUCAUAAUUGUCAGUUGUUCCAUAUGGUUCCAUAAGUUUUCAGUCAGUGAUUGCACUUAAGACCAUGUACCUUAAAUGAGGUAAAUGAAAAUAAACAAAUACAAAAAAGAGUUA
Puntigrus tetrazona (Sumatra barb) is the source of this 1101-nucleotide messenger RNA. RefSeq names its product calcyclin binding protein (gene cacybp). Gene Ontology annotation, biological process: heart development. The record is from RefSeq and is a predicted model, not a curated record. Gene Ontology annotation, cellular component: nucleus. Gene Ontology annotation, molecular function: S100 protein binding; ubiquitin protein ligase binding; tubulin binding. The coding region runs from base 134 to 814 and encodes 226 amino acids. The transcript is spliced from 6 exons. NCBI's taxonomy places the organism in Eukaryota, Metazoa, Chordata, Actinopteri, Cypriniformes, Cyprinidae.